GAAUCAUUAUACUUUUUGACAUUCUAUCGAAUCAAAACCCUUCCACUGAAGCACUCCCUCCCCCACAUGGCUUCCACCAUUUGUUAUCAAAUCAAAACCGUCGGAUCGAACGAGGCCUGCGAAAGCGAAACCCAGGGGAAUUACAGGCGUCGUGCUCUCCUCGAUCCCUCGCCAUGAUUCGAUUUUGUCCGUUGCUUUCUUCCCAGACCAACUAGAGAGAGAGAGACAGAGUGAUAGUGAGAUAGAGAGAGAGAGAGAAGGGGAUACAUUUAUAUAUCGGAUGGAGGAGCUCCAAAUCAAGGUGGCCCAGGCUGUUCACGUCCUGAACCAUGACUCCCAGUCGUGCAACCGCGUCGCCGCGAACCAGUGGCUGGUUCAGUUCCAGCAGACCGAUUCCGCCUGGGAAGUCGCCACCUCGAUUCUCACCUCCGAUCAUCGCUCUUUCCGUACCGAUUUUGAAGUCGAGUUCUUCGCCGCUCAAAUCCUUAAACGGAAGAUUCAAAAUGAAGGAUAUUAUUUGCAGUUGGGCGCUAAAGAUGCUUUACUAAAUGCCCUUCUUAUAGCUGCUAAAAGAUUUAGUUCGGGCCCCCCACAGCUCUUAACACAGAUCUGUCUUGCGCUCUCUGCCCUCAUGCUACAUGCUGUUGAGCAUAGCAAACCUAUAGAGCAACUUUUUUACAGUCUCCAAAACCUGCAAACCCAGGAUGAUGGAAAUAUUGCUGUUUUGGAGAUGCUCACUGUCCUGCCAGAAGUGAUUGAAGAUCAGAGUGCGGAUUGUAACAUAAGUUCAGCUCGCCGUGGCGAGUACGGACGUGAGCUUCUUUCGCGCACUCCUAUGGUUCUUGACUUUCUACUGCAGCAAUAUGAGAAAAGUCUUGAUGGUGGUAUUCGACUACAUGAGAGAAACAGAAAGAUAUUGCGUUGCUUACUGAGUUGGGUUCGAGCUGGGUGCUUCUCAGAGAUUCCCCCCAGCUCAUUGCCAACCCAUCCACUUCUUAGUUUCGUGUUCAACUCUUUGCAGGUUGCUUUGUCAUUUGAUCUAGCUAUUGAAGUUCUCGUUGAGCUUGUGAGUCGAUAUGAGGGCGUACCACAGGUUUUGUUAUGCAGAAUAGGAUAUCUUAAAGAAGUACUUCUAUUACCAGCUCUUACAAAUGGAGAUGAGAAAGUGAUUGGUGGUCUUGCGUGUUUGAUGUCCGAAAUUGGUCAGGCGGCACCAUCUUUGAUCGUAGAAGCAAGUUCUGAAGCACUUGCAAUGGCGGAUGCACUUCUGAGUUGUGUAGCUUAUCCAAGUGGAGACUGGGAAAUAGCAGACUCAACUUUGCAGUUCUGGAUUAGUCUUGCCAGCUACAUUCUUGGUCUUGAUGUGGACACUGGGAGAAAAAGGAAACAUGUGGAAGACAUGUUCUUUUCAGUAUUCUCAGCAUUACUUGAUGCUCUUCUGUUGCGUGCUCAGGUGGACGACUCUACGAUUAAUGAUGAUACGGGGGCACUUGACCUGCCUGAUGGUCUUGCACAAUUUAGGAUGAACUUGGUGGAGCUUUUGGUUGAUAUUUGUCAGCUUUUAAGAUCUGCUACCUUUAUACAAAAGAUAUUCUUUGGUGGUUGGAUGACUUCCAACGAAGAAAUUUCUUGGAAGGAGGUGGAAACUAAAAUGUUUGCACUUAAUGUGGUUGCUGAAGUGGUACUGCAGGAAGGCCAAACCUUUGACUUUUCUGUGAUCAUGCACUUGGUGACAAUUUUGUCCAGUAGGGCAUCUAAUGAACUAAAAGGAUUUGUGUGCAUUGUGUAUAGAUCAGUUGCAGAUGUUGUUGGUUCCUAUUCCAAGUGGUUAUCUGCCUUCCAAACCAAUGCCAGACCCUUAUUAUUAUUUCUUGCUGCUGGGAUUUCACAACCUCAAUCUUCCACUGCUUGUGCUUCUGCUUUGCGUAAACUUUGUGAAGAUGCUUCGGCAGUAGUGUAUGAACCCUCAAAUUUGGAAAUUUUAAUCUGGAUAGGGGAGGGAUUGGAGAAAAGGCAUUUGCCUUUGGAAGAGGAGGAUGAAGUUGUCAGUGCAAUUACUCUACUACUUGGCUUUGUUCCUAGCAAGGAGAUAAGGAAUAACAUGUUAGCUAGAUUGCUUUGUCCUAGUUAUGAAUCCAUCGGGAAACUUAUUGAUGAUGCUCAUGGGCAUUCUUUAAGGCAGAAUCCAGCUACUUAUACACAGAUACUAAACUCUGCAGUAAGAGGACUGUACAGGAUAGGAACUACAUUCAGUCAUUUGGCAGCACCUCUAUCAAGUGGUCCUGCUGCAGAUGAUCCCACCCUUGUGCUGCUGGGGGUUUUCUGUCCGGUCCUUGAAAAACUUUUGAGGUCAGAUCACAUGGAAAAUGGAAGUUUAUCCAUGGCAGCUUGCAGGGCUCUUUCACAAGCAAUUCAUUCCUCUGGCCAGCACUUUGUAACACUAUUGCCCAAAGCAUUAGAUUGUCUGUCAACAAAUUUUCUGGCAUUCCAAAGUCAUGAUUGCUUUAUUAGAACUGCUUCUGUCGUCAUUGAGGAAUUUGGUAGCAAGGAGGACUAUGGACCUCUAUUCAUCAGUACUUUCCAAAGAUUUACGUAUGCAGCAUCCAUAAUGGCUCUUACCUCUUCAUAUAUAUGCGACCAAGAACCAGAUCUUGUGGAGGCAUACUCUAAUUUUGCAUCUACCUUUGUGUGUGGCUGUCCUAAGGAAGUACUAGCUGCCUCUGGCACCCUUCUUGAAGUAUCCCUUCAGAAGGCAGCUAUAUGCUGUACAGCUAUGCAUCGUGGAGCAGCACUGGCAGCAAUGUCAUAUAUGUCAUGUUUCUUGGAAGUUGGGCUCGCAUCUUUGUUGGAAUCAACGACCUGUGUCUCGGAAAGAUCAUUUGAUGCCAUGGCAAUUCAGGUCGUAUCUCAUAGUGGCGAGGGGAUUGUAUCUAAUGUGGUGUAUGCUUUACUUGGCGUUUCAGCGAUGUCAAGGGUUCACAAGUCCGCUACUAUUUUGCAACAAUUGGCUACAAUGUGCAGUUUAAGCGAGAGAACAAAGUGGAACACUAUGCUCUCUUGGGAAUCUUUGCAUGGAUGGCUUCGCUCUGCUGUACACACCCUACCAAUUGAGUAUCUAAAACAAGGGGAGGCAGAAGCUUUAGUACCCAUUUGGCUGAAAGCUCUUGCUGGAGCAGCCACAGAUUAUGUCGAGAGUAAAAGCUGUGACGGAGGAAAGAACAGUUACGGGCAUAUGCAAGGGAAAGGGGGAAGAAUUCUGAAGCGCUUAAUCAGAGAAUUUGCAGAUAGUCACCGCAGUAUUCCGAAUCCAAGUUGAUGGUCAUCGAGACUGUUGAUAGGCAUGACCUGAAACACUUGUUGCAACAUUUUGAAGUCUGGCUGAUCUCGGAGUCGACCAUCUAGUUUAAGCUCCCCAAAUUCAACUAAUGAGCAUUCCCAAGUAGCCUACAAUUUUGUGUACAGUAUUCCCAAUUUUGUCAGACUCUCAUUCUCAUAGUGUCAAGUUAUUUUCUCCAUGUUUUGUCUCGUUUUUGCCAUGACUAAAGGUGGCUAGGAGAAGGAUCCAAUUAGUACAAACAAAUUAAAUAAGUGAAUAUUUACGCCAUUCUCA
This is a messenger RNA of Rhododendron vialii, 3610 nucleotides long. RefSeq names its product transportin MOS14. The record is from RefSeq and is a predicted model, not a curated record. Gene Ontology annotation, cellular component: cytoplasm; nuclear membrane. Gene Ontology annotation, biological process: protein import into nucleus. Bases 281 to 3316 code for a protein of 1011 amino acids. NCBI's taxonomy places the organism in Eukaryota, Viridiplantae, Streptophyta, Magnoliopsida, Ericales, Ericaceae. The transcript has 24 exons.